Messenger RNA from Vespa velutina, 1164 nucleotides. Its product is annotated as DBF4-type zinc finger-containing protein 2 homolog. Bases 82 to 1095 code for a protein of 337 amino acids. The transcript has 3 exons. NCBI's taxonomy places the organism in Eukaryota, Metazoa, Arthropoda, Insecta, Hymenoptera, Vespidae. The record is from RefSeq and is a predicted model, not a curated record.
GACACGGAGGUGGACAAUAAGGAACACAUUUUGGUGGACAAUGACCACAAGAUAUAGGUGGUGUACAUAUUGUAAUCCUACAUGGUGGUGGACAUGGUAAACAUGGCGGUGGACAGGGUGCACAUGGCACGCAUGGUGGACAAGGUGGGCAAGGUGAACAUGGCGGACAAGGUGCGCAUGGUGAACAAGGUGAACAAAAAACCAUGCGAAUGGGAUGAACCACCGUGUCCACCACCUACUUAUUGUCCAAUUACGAAUUGUUGUGAUCCUUGUUGCGAGCCUGUCAAACGGUGUAAAAGCUAUAAUCUUCGUGCAAGUAUAAUGUAUCGAUGCGAGUGUAUCAGGAGGAAUGGAUUACAAGAUAGAUGCAUGAUGUGGGAUUGUAUGGGUCGACCGGAAUGUAUGACAAAACUAUAUCCAGUUUGUGGACCUGGAACUAGCGCCCUUCUGAAGCUAACAGAUUUAGGAGAUAUAAGUGUAGCUCUUAAGAAGUUUCAUUGUGCAGAUCAAGCAAGAGAAUCUGCAUUAGCGGCAUAUUGCAGACUUGUUUGCAAUAACGCUUGUCCAUCACCUGUUUGCCCUCCACCAUGUAUAAGUUGCUGCUCACCUCCCUCUUGUUAUGCACCUUGUCCACCAUGUCCACCAUGUCCACCUUGUCCACCUUGUCCACCUUGUCCACCUUGUCCACCUUGUCCACCUUGUCCACCUUGUCCACCUUGUAAUCCUUGCGACCCCUGUGCCCCUUGUGGUCCUUGUGCCCCUUGUGGUCCUUGUGCCCCUUGUGGUCCUUGUGGUCCUUGUGCCCCUUGUGGUCCUUGUGCCCCUUGUGGUCCUUGUGCCCCUUGUGGUCCUUGUGCCCCUUGUGGUCCUUGUGCCCCUUGUGGUCCUUGUGCCCCUUGUGGUCCUUGUGCCCCUUGUGGUCCUUGUGCCCCUUGUGGUCCUUGUGUCCCUUGUGGUCCUUGUGCCCCUUGUGGUCCUUGUGGUCCUUGCGGUCCCUGUGAUCCGUGUGUUCCAUGCGUACCAUGUCCACCGCCAUGUCCACCGCCAUGUCCACCACCCUGUUUGCCUUGCAUGCCAUGCUGUGCACCAUGUUAAACAGUCAUAUAUGUAGAUAUGUAUUUUAUAUUAUCCCAUGUCAAUUUCAAUAUAAAAGAUUACGUAUUA